This is a messenger RNA of Scylla paramamosain (green mud crab), 5010 nucleotides long. RefSeq names its product putative polypeptide N-acetylgalactosaminyltransferase 9 (gene Pgant9). The transcript is spliced from 12 exons. Gene Ontology annotation, molecular function: polypeptide N-acetylgalactosaminyltransferase activity. Gene Ontology annotation, biological process: protein O-linked glycosylation. Gene Ontology annotation, cellular component: Golgi apparatus. Lineage: Eukaryota; Metazoa; Arthropoda; Malacostraca; Decapoda; Portunidae. The coding region runs from base 844 to 2355 and encodes 503 amino acids. The record is from RefSeq and is a predicted model, not a curated record.
AGGUAGAGAGAAACGGUGUAGUUCAGGGCGGCUUCCUCUCUCAGUGUCAGUCUAGCUACCUCUUCUUAUCCUUCUCUCUCCCUCUCUCUUUCUCUCAAUCUCUUUCUCUUUCCCAUCUCUUGGUGUCUCGUUGUCUCUCCAGCGCCUCCGUCAGUGUUCCAGCAUUCUCGUUGUUCUCGUAAGCCGCGCCCUCUCGUCCCUCGCCUCAAGUAUUCUCCCUUCUGCGCCUUCGUCGGUGUCUUGAACAACUGCAGUAUUCUCCCUUCGGCAGGUAUUCAGAAUGCUGAGGUGACGAGAGGUUAAGGCGAGACACCCAUCAGGCGGCGCCCGGACCUGACGUGACGGAGAACAGAAAACGGAGACCAAGAAGAAGAAGCAGCAGAAAUUAGCCGCUCUGAAACCCUCAAGAAAACCCAGAGACGCGGCGCACGAAACACCGCCGUUCUACUGAGGAAGGGACAGGAUGGUAUACUUAAAGACCAUGCUGGUAAGGCGGCGAGGCGUCCUACUGAAGCUCGUGGUGGCUCUCCCGGCGCUGUGGCUCUUGGGGUCUCUGGUCACGCUGUCAGAGAAAACGGAGAAAGAAGGAGAUAUGGAACUCCCGGCCGCUAUGAGAGCCAGAGACAGCUUACAGCAGCAGCAACAGCCGCCUCCGCCGCCGCCACCCGUGCAGCUGAAGGACGAUGAGGAGAGGAAGGCGGAAGGACAAGUGCGUCAGAGAGAACUCCCUGUUGACGUCGCGAAACCUAAAGUCGAAUUGAGAACGAAGACCCAAGAACCACACGAGAUACAUCCCGAGGGCGGAGUGCUGCUGCCCCCCAGGAACCCAACGGCCCUGGGGAGAUGGGCAAGCCAGUGGUGCUGCCCAAGGACGUGGAGGCGCAGGUAAAGAAGAAGGUAGACGAGGGAUGGAAGAACAACGCCUUCAACCAAUACGUGUCUGACAUGAUCUCUGUUCACCGCUCGCUUCCUGACCCCAGAGAUGAGUGGUGCAAGGCUCCGGGCAGAUUCCUGGAGAACCUGCCGGAGACUUCAGUGAUCGUCUGCUUCCACAACGAGGCGUGGUCUGUACUCCUCCGCACCGUGCACUCCAUCCUGGACCGCUCCCCGCCUCAGUACCUCAAGGAAAUCAUUCUCGUUGACGACAACUCCGACAUGCCUCACCUGGCCAAACAGCUGGAUGACUACAUGGAGCAGUACCCGAAGGUGCGCAUCGUGAGGGCGCCCAAGAGAGAGGGUCUGAUCCGCGCCAGACUCAUGGGGGCAAGACACGCCACCGCCCCUGUCCUUACUUUCCUCGACUCCCACUGCGAAUGUACUACAGGUUGGCUGGAGCCGCUGUUGGACCGCAUAGCUCGAGACCCGACCAACGUGGUGUGCCCUGUCAUCGAUGUAAUUAGCGACGACACCUUCCAGAUCAGACUGUCCAAGCCCAAGGACGUGCAAGUCGGCGGGUUCAGCUGGGGACUCAUUUUCAACUGGCACGCCAUUCCGAGCAAGGAGAGGGCGCGCCACCAGCACCCCGCCGAGCCUGUGCGAUCCCCCACCAUGGCAGGCGGCCUCUUUUCCAUCGACAAGGCCUUCUUCGAACGCCUGGGCACCUACGACUCGGGCUUUGACAUCUGGGGCGGCGAGAACCUUGAGCUGUCCUUCAAGACGUGGAUGUGUGGGGGCACUCUGGAGAUCGUGCCUUGCUCCCACGUGGGCCACAUCUUCAGGAAACGCUCCCCCUACAAGUGGCGAUCGGGAGUGAAUGUUUUGAAGAGGAACUCCAUCCGUCUCGCCGAGGUGUGGCUGGACGAGUACAAAAAAUAUUACUACGAGAGGAUCGGCUUUGAUCUGGGAGACUUCGGGGACGUGAGCGAGAGGAAGAGACUGCGUGAAAACCUGAAAUGCAAGUCGUUCAAGUGGUACCUGGACAACGUGUACCCUGAGCUCUUCGUGCCGGGAGACGCCGUGGCAUCCGGGGAGGUCCGCAACUUGGGUGCUGGUGGGUCCACUUGCCUCGACUCCCCUGCUCGUCGUGCUAACUUACACAAGCCAGUGGGCCUCUAUCCAUGCCACAAGCAGGGGGGCAACCAGUACUGGAUGCUGAGCAAGGAAGGGGAGAUCCGGCGAGAUGAAGCCUGCAUGGACUACGCUGGCAGUGAUGUGAUCCUGUACCCGUGCCAUGGCUCCAAGGGAAACCAGUACUGGGAGUAUAGCCCAGAGACGAACCGCAUCAUCCACGGCAGCAGCAAGAAGUGCCUGGCCAUCUCACAGGACCGUAAGAAGCUUGUCAUGGAGGACUGCAGUCUGGAGGAGGGUCGGCAAAAGUGGAAGUUUGAGAACUAUGACCCCAACAAAAAGCUAUGAAGAAAGUUCUAAUAAAUUGCAUAUUUGUUUUGUAAAUAUAUUUUUGAAGUGCCUGUUUGUACUUAUGUUUUUUAUAAUAAAGGGUGGGAAGAAUGACAUUUGGUUGGUUGGUUGCCUGUGCACAUACUGUAGUCACCCCUCCAUCUCCCCUUGGAGCAACGCGGCCUCCAAUGUGUGCAUCUGUGUGUCUGUCUGGGCUUCCCGUGCAAGUUUUUGUCUUGGCAGGAGGAGAAGAGCAUCUGUCAGCCACUCCUCACUCCUGCACCUUGUAUGCACACCCUUCACCUCCCAGCCACCUGCUGAUGCUUCUAUAUCAAAUGUUGGCUCUGCUCUCUAAGCAACCAUCCUUGUGCUUGUGGGGGCUGCCUGUGCAUUCCCAAGCUUGUCCUGAUGUCCUGGAACCCCUGCAACAAGAAAGAGGGACAUGACUAAUGGACAAGGUGGGCCCACAACUGUUCCUGUUUGUAACAAGAAAAGGGACAUUGUAAAGGAGGAUGAAGAUGGAGGUGACCGGAGGUGACCUGCAAGAAGAAUAAGGGACAAGAUAAAGAAAGGAUGAAGAUGUGAUGGCUUGUUACUGUUGUGUGAGAUUGUUGGUGUGAGAAAAGUAGUACAACUUGCAGGAGGUGACCUGUUUACUGUCCAUGAGAUGUGAUAAAGUCAAGGAUGAUAUGGUGUUGUGACCUGUGAUUGAUUAGAGAAAACCACCAGGACCUCCUAAUAAUAAGUAAGGUGUGGAAGAUUACUACUUACUAACUAAGGUUGUAUUUCAUCAAAGGUUGCUGAAGUGGAGUGAAAGAAAACAGUGUGAGUAAGAUGUGAUUUUCCAUGUUACAUCUGUGUGUGGCUUCUUGCUGCCAUCUGCCAAGGAGCACUACUUCUACUACCAUAGACUGCUGCCAUCAUAAUGCAUGGCCCCUGUGUUGUAUUUGUUGGUGAUGGAUAAAAUUAUAUGGGAAUGGGAUUUUGUAAUUAAUUUAUAUAUCAAAUGGAGCUGUAAUUAUUAAAUGCAAAAAAAUAUCAAUAGUGAUAAACUGUGCAGUCUUGUAUGCUUUUGUUGAGAAGUACAUAUCUUGUCUCUACUGUUACAUAUCAAAGAGGAAGCUGCUCAAGUGUUUUAGACAAAUUGGAAAGCCUGACUACUACUAAAAGCUAGCAUUGUUCUGUGCCUGUUGGGCAUCACAGGUUGAGUUACAGACAAGUGUUGCUCAGUUAGAAGACAAACUGUGUGCAUUAAAAAAUCAAUUGGUGCUAAGGUAAAUCUCACCCUUAUUUAGCAGCCAAGCUUACCAAGUCCAAGGUUAUAGCAUUAAGGACCAUAUUUUGAAACACUUCUGCCUGUCACUAUUUUCAAAAGGCUCCAGUUGAAGCAGCACAGGUUUUUAAGAGGGUUUCUAUAUGAUUUUUGUGACAGAUUUCAACAUGAUUAACAGGAAGGAGAAACACUCUUGAGAACCUGGCCGAUUUCAACAUGAUUAACAGGAAGGAGAAACACUCUUGAGAACCUGGCCAAUCAUCUCUGUAGCUUUCGAAAAUAGUCAUGGUAAGAGAACAGACCAUUUCUCAAUAUGGGCCUUAGAAGCUGUUUCAAGGAUUAUUAUAGCAUUAAAUGCUGUCUCAAGUCAUGAGUAUCCUUACCAGUAAAGAUAAUUUCAAACAUUCCAUUAAAUCCAAAUUCUAGACUGAUAAUUAUUUUUAUAAUAUAAAAAGCUCAAACAUUCCAGUGCUAAAUUAAAACUGAAGGAAAUUCAUACAGUACUUACGUACUUAAUGACAUGUAAUCUUAAGUUGUUGCCAGAUGCAUAAGUUUCACGCCAGUGUGGCACAGACGCUGCCAGCCAUAACUACACCGGAUCUGGAACUAAAUACUAUUAAGGGAGUUUUUACUUGCAGUAUACUUGAUGUAAUAGUUUGUAUACACCUGUACAUGAGCAGUAUUACCCAUGUAUGGCUUGAACAAUGUAGCCGGCCGAGGCUGGUGACUGGCAGACUGGUGCAUCAGCUAUUCUAACAUUACUUGUACUUAAUAUGCAGCAGAAGCAGCAGCAGCUAUGAAUUCAGAUCCUUUGUCUCAGUUCAGUCACUCCCUACCUGUAUGCAAAGUGACUGUUCACCUAUCCAUCCUGUUUACCUGUAUAUCCUCAUUCUUAGAGGCAGUAAUUAUUAUCUAAAGGUAAAUUGGUUGCUCAGAUCACUAAAAUUACUGAAAACCUGCUUACUACUCUAAGUUAAAAGGCUUCACUGUACAGACAACUUAACCAUUCUGUAAAAACAUGAAUAAACUUCCUUAUAUAAUGUAAACGUUUGUAAAGGCGUUCCAUUCUUGAUGGAAAACCAUGUGGGAAGUGAAGGGAAGGAACGCACUUUAUGACAACCGUAGGCUAGAGGUGUGAAUGACCUGAGCUGAUCUGUAUACUAGUUCUCAAAAACCUGUGCUGCAUUUGUUGUGUGCUACACCGAACCGAUUUAUUGUUUCUCUCUCUCUCUCUCUCUCUCUCUCUCUCUCUCUCUCUCUCUCUCUCUCUCUCUCUCUCUCUCUCUCUCUCCAGUGUGAAGGAAUAACACUGCAUGGCUGGACAACUUGAGAUGCUCUGCUGCACUCAAAAUCCUAUUGUGUGAUUCCUCAAAGGGUGCCUUAUUAAACAAUUCCUAUUA